Apis mellifera (honey bee) is the source of this 6398-nucleotide messenger RNA. Its product is annotated as chromatin modification-related protein eaf-1. Gene Ontology annotation, molecular function: RNA endonuclease activity. Lineage: Eukaryota; Metazoa; Arthropoda; Insecta; Hymenoptera; Apidae. The record is from RefSeq and is a predicted model, not a curated record.
GUAAGAAAUUCUUCUUCUUCUUCUUAUUCUUUUUUUCUUUUUUCGUCAAACUCGAAUAACGAAUUCCGUUCGUCGAAAUGCAGGAAUCUGUUUAUCUGUUGAAAAGAUGAAGUGAGAUAGGGUUAUGAAGUUUCAAAAGUUUAACGUGUUAGAAUUAUAUUUAUAUUCGAGGAUUUCGGGCAAAGUGUAAAAAUUGAGAAGGAAAGUAAAGCAAAAUCGAUAAGAUUGUUCGAAUACGAGAUCAAAUAUUGUGUCCUGUCUAAUUUACGAAUGAAAAUAAAGAUAUAGAUAUUUUAUUCGAUGUGAAAUAAUCAUUGCCACAAUUUAAUAUGCACGGAUAUCGGAGUUAAGACUGUUCCACGGACGCUUGUAUCAAAUUGAUCCAUGUUAUCAGAUAAUUAAAACUUACCAUGACUAUCUUGAUAUGAAAACUGUUUAUAUUUGAACCGAUAAACUCGAUUCGAGUAUAUAUACUCGAAUACUGGUAUCUCGAAGGAGAGAGACAUUUUUGUCCAAUUUGCAAUACAGAUUUAUCUUACUCUCUCGAAUUAAGCACAAGAGAUAGAGUUCAAGUACCCCCCGCUCGACGAUCAGGAAUAAAGUUCAACAUCUAAAUUAGUCAGUUCCGUGAUAGAUGCACCGAAGAAAGUAUACCUAGCCGGCAAUCUGAAGCGGGAAAAAGAGAGGACGAUUGCGCGAUACUUGGAUAGCUUCUUUUCUCAAAUUCGAGAUAGCCAGGCCGGAUCUUCAAGUCAGGAUGAUCCUGGAAAAGAAAGCGACGCAGCAAAAGAGAAUACAGCGGUGAAGGAAUCAUCGAAGAAAGAAGCUACAGGAAUAAAAAUCGCACAAUCGAAUAAACUACGAAACGUAGAUAAUACGGUGAUUAAAUUAACAACAUUUGAUUAUCCUGGAACUUCGAAAUCGCAUCAACCUGGCAAGAAACCAAGUACGAAGCCUGGACACAGUAAAGUGAAAUCCACCCAGAGCAAAGCAACACAAAUGCGUGAAAAUUUAAGUACACAAAGGCUACAAGCUAACGAAGAAAUCGAUGAUGAUUCUUCUUUGGAUGCAGAGGAUACCCAAGCAAGGCCCAAAUACAUUUUAGUCGGAUGGGACAAAUUUCGUUCCAAGCUUAUGCUUAUACUACUCAUUCUCUUUGUUUUAUGGGCAGUCAUCUAUUUUCCCAUAAUUCUAAAUAUUUAACGACCUCGGGAAAAAAAAAAGAAUAAUAAUAAUAAUAUUUCCUCUUCUUAUAACUUAUAAAUAUUCAGUGAAUUUUAAUAUGAGUAUAUACAUAUAUAUAUAUAUAUAUAAAAGUAAGUUUCCAAUUCUUAGUAAGAAAUGAACGACUCCUAGUUUGUAUUAAAAUUAUAUAUCGAGAAUGUUAUCUGUUUGUGCGCAAAUAGAACGUUUCCUUAAAUGUCAAACAAAUUAUGAACUAGUUUGUCAUGAUAAUUGUGAUAAAAGAACUUGAACGUGUAAAUAUGUAAAUAUAUUUUUCAAGAAUAAAAUAUAAUUUCUUCUAUCUAAAUAAUAAGUUUUUUUUUUACAUAUAUAUGUAUAUAUAUAUAAAAACGAAUAAUAUAUAAUCGUUAUAAAGUUUAUUCCUAUAUUAUUGAAAUGUGAAAUAUCUUGGUACCAAAUGAACACCUUAUUCAUAAUGGUCAUUUAAUCUUCUGUUUCUAUGGGGCAUAAAGAAAGAAAAGAAAGCGAUUAUCUUUUCUAUUUUUUUUCUAAAUAUCAUAAAUUAUAUCUUCUUUUGUAUUAAAUGUAUAACGAGUCAGAGAGAUCAAGGGAUCAGAUUUUUAUCAUAGGAAAUGGCCAUUUUUUAAUAAAUAUAAGAUAGAUAUAAACAAGAGUUUAUAUUAUUUAAAUUUAUGUAUAAGAUUAUUCUAGUAUUAAAUGCAUUAAAACGUUUAACAUUAUUUUAUAUUCGUAUCUAUACCUUGGACGUAUAUAUUCAUCUUACAAAAACCGUAAAAUCGUAAAAUUCUCCAAGAGGGAUAAAUUGUCGAGGAAAGGCUGAUCAGAAGCCAUUCUCGUGUAUCGAUAGCGAAUAAAUCUACUCUUAAUUCCCUAGUUUAACACGAUUUCUAACUUAGCUCCCUUGAUCUACAUUAAUUCGUUCAUCAUCAUCAUUCCAUUUGAAACGAACCAAUCGUCACCGCUUAGCCAAUAACUCAAAACGAUAAAUAGAUUAAUCACAAGUGACACAAUGGAACAUUAAACAGCGACACGUAACGAACCAGAAGAAACAGAAUUCAUAAACAAACGAGAUUAUUCGAAAGCAGUUUCAACUUGAAAGGAAGAAACAUUACCAGCUGUCGGAUUGAAGAAUCGAGAAAUCGAGCGUGAAGUUAAGAUCAGGGACUGACAUCAUCCUUUCAAGAAGAUCGGUUCUCGUUCAAGUAUCAUAUGAUGAUCGUGCAACGACCUUAAAAGUAAAGAUCUUAUAUACGUGCCAACGGAAUCAGCCGGCGAGGCUUCAAUUUAUCUUGAAACGUUCACGUACUCUCCCAAUUUUAUUGCGUUUGAAAUUGAAACAAUCCUGAAGAUCGUUGACGAGGAACUAUGAAAGUCGAAAAAAUUUCCGUUAUUUUCUUGGUAUUUGGAUUAUCUCUGAUAUUGGUCGCCAACGUAAAGGCAGAAUGGAAAUUUUGGAAUAAGGAUAAGGGUAAAGAAGAAAUAACAAUGGCUACAAUUUUUGUACCAAGUAUUCUCAAAGAAAGUGAUCCUACACUAGUGACUGGAAUUAAUUUGACUAUGAUAAAUAAUAUCCGUGCAAAUAAAUCAAGUACAGGAGCAGAAAUAAGUUUUGAUAUCUCAAAACUGGAUAAUACUCCUGAAGGAUGUAAAACAUGGUUUGCCACUUUAGGAAUUUCUGCAGAAGAAUUUCUCGAAUAUAUCAAAUCCUUAAAAAUUUCUGUUCAAAAAUCACUGACUAAUAGAGAUUUCAAACCAAAUUCUAUAACUCCAACAACACAAACACCAGGUAUUAAAGCAAUUUCGACGUUAGGAAGCAUAUUCUCACAACAUCCACUUCAACCUCAACCUCAUCCUCAAUCUCAACUUCAAAAACCUCAAGUUCAACUACAACCUCAACCUCAACCUCAAUCUCAACCUCAACCUCAACCUCAACCUCAACCUCAACCUCAACCUCAACCUCAACCUCAACCUCAACCUCAACCUCAACCUCAACCUCAACCUCAACCUCAACCUCAACCUCAACCUCAACCUCAACCUCAACCUCCUCAACCUCAACCUCAACCUCAAUCUCAACCUCAACCUCAACCUCAACCUCAAUCUCAACCUCAACCUCAACCUCAACCUCAACCUCAAUCUCAACCUCAACCUCAACCUCAACCUCAACUUCAACUUCAUCAUCAACCUCAACUUCACCAUCAACCUCAACUUCAAUCUCAACUACAUCUUCAUCCUCAACCUACACCUCAACCUCAUCCUCAACUUCAACUUCAAUCUACACUUCACUCUCAACCUACACCUCAACCUCAACCUCAACCUCGCCUUCAAACUCAAACUCAACCUCAACCUCGCCUUCAACCUCAACCUCAACCUCAACCUCAACCUCAGCCUCAACCUCAACCUCAGCCUCAACCUCAACCUCAACCUACACCUCAAACUCAACCUCAAUCUCAACUUCAAUCUACACUUCACCCUCAAACUCAAUCUACACUUCACCCUCAACCUCAACUUACACUUCACCCUCAACCUCAACUUACACUUCACUCUCAAACUCAAUCUACACUUCACCCUCAACCUCAACUUACACUUCACCCUCAACCUCAACUUACACUUCACCCUCAACCUCAACUUACACUUCACCCUCAACCUCAACUUACACUUCAUCCUCAAACUCAACUUACACUUCAUCCUCAAACUCAAGUUACACUUCACCCUCAACCUCAAUCUACACUUCACCCUCAACCUCAACCUCGUCUUCAACUUCAAUCUCAAGCUCGUCUUCAACCUCAACCUCAACCUCAACCUCAAUCUCAAUCUCAACCUCAACUUACAUCUCAAUCUCAAUCUACACUUCAUCCUCAACCUCAACCUCAACUUACAUCUCAACCUCAAUCUCAACUUACAUCUCAACCUCAACCUCAACUUACAUCUCAAUCUCAAUCUACACUUCACCCUCAACCUCAACCUCAACUUACAUCUCAAUCUCAAUCUACACUUCACCCUCAACCUCAACCUCAACUUACAUCUCAAUCUCAAUCUACACUUCACCCUCAACCUCAAUCUACACUUCAUCCUCAACCUCAACCUCGUCUUCAAUCUCAAUCUCAACCUCGUCUUCAACUUCAAUCUCAACCUCGUCUUCAACCUCAACUUCAACCUCAACCUCAAUCUCAGUCUCAACCUCAACCUCAAUCUCAAUCUCAACCUCAACCUCAAUCUCAACCUCAACCUCAACCUCAAUCUCAACCUCAACCUCAACCUCAAUCUCAACCUCAACCUCAAUCUCAACCUCAACCUCAACCUCAAUCUCAAUCUCAACCUCAACCUACACUUCACCCUCAAACUCAACCUCGUCUUCAAUCUCAAUCUCAAUCUCAACUACAACUUCAUCCUCAAGCUCAACCUCAACCUCAACCUCGUCCUCAUCCUCAACCUUAUCCUCAAACUCGUCCUCAAUCUUAUUCUUAUUCUCAAACUCAUCCUCAACCUCAACCUCAACCUCAACCUCGUCCUCAAUCUUAUCCUUAUCCUCAACCUCAUCCUCAACCUCAUUCUCAAUCCCAAUCUCAAUCUCACUUUCAAUAUCCUCUUUCACCUUUCUCUCAAACCCAUUCUCAAUCUCACUUUCAAUUUCCUCUUUCAUCUUUCUCUCAAGCCCAUCCUCAAUCUCGUCCUCAAGCUCAUCCUCAACCACAGUCUCAAACUCAUUUUCAAUUCUCUCUUCUACCUCACUCUCAAUCUUAUCCUCAAUCUCAUUCUCAAUCUCACUCUCAAUCCCAUCCUCAACCUUACUCUCAAUCUCGUUCUCAAUUUCAUCUUCAACCUCAUCCUCAACCUUAUCCUCAUCCUCAAUCUCGUCCUCAUCCUCAACCUUAUCCUCAUCCUCAACCUCAACCUCAUCCUCAACCUCAACCUCAUUCUCAACCUUAUCCUCAUCCUCAACCUCAACCUCAUCCUCAUCCUCAACCUCAACCUCAACCUCAACUUCAAGCUCAUCCUCAUCCUCAAUCUCAACCUCAACCUCAACUUCAUCCUCAUAUUCAAAAAUCUGAACCUCAAUCUCACUUUCCAAAUCAAGAACUUCAAUCUGAAUUUCACUCUCAAUCUCACGUGCACACAUUCGAUUUAUCAAAAACCCAUCAACCAUCCAGUAUGACAUCACCAAUAAAAAAGUUUGAUAUUCCCCAUGUUGAUACUUCUGAUACUACUCUAGUAAAAUUGGACAAAAUAAAGCCAGAUCAACUUCAGUCAAAACCUGGGCCAUUAACAGAAGCAACUCAUACCUAUUCUAGUGCUCCUACUUACAGCAAAGGUCGCAACAUUACUAAAGAAGAUUUAGAAAAGCUUUCUGAGGCUCUAUUUAUGAAAGAUAGUAAUAACGUGAAUAAAUAUAUCAAACUGAAUUUACAAAAAAAGACGAAUAGUAACGAUACAACAGACGAAGCAUCACAACCAUUAUUCACGGUAAAUCCACAAGCAUUUAAAAUACCCACAAUUCAAAAAGUUAUAUCAAUGUAUGACAGAUACAAUGCCCAAGGUAAUGAAAGCCGGAAUGCAAAUCUACAGCACCGACAUGAAGAGAAUGCUUUAAUAAAUACAUUCCUUAACACGAAUGUGAUGUCCGCCGCCAUGAGAUUCUUGGCGAAUAAAGAUCAUAUAUGUAAUGAUUAUUACGAGUACAAAGAUAUGUUAAGAAAAUUAUGGUUUAGCUUAUACUCUCAAGAAGGUGGAAAGAUGAGUAGCUCGGCUUUUGAACAUGUUUUCAUGUCCGAAGUUAGGAAGUUAAAACGUGGAACUAGUCUGUUUGGAUUGCAUAAUUGGAUUUACUACAGUAGAGAAGAAAACAAAGGGAAAAUAAAUUACAAUGGAUAUAUAAAAAAAGUUGACCUCGGAGAUAACGCUUCUAUUAUCAAAGUACGAUCACAAUAUGGAUCACCAUAUGGAUAUAUUAAACCGGUAACGACAUUAUUCGUGGGUACCUCACCCGAACUGGAGAUGGCACUGUACACAGUAUGUUUUUAUGCAAGACCUGACGGAAAUUGUCCAAUGUCUCUUGGAGGAGCAAAGUUUGAUAUCGUCACUUCUAAAUUUAAAUAUAAAGGAAAGGAAAUGAUAGAAUCAGCCUAUCCAAAAAUAUAAAUUUAUUAAUAUAAAUUUAUUUAUAUUUUCAAGAAAACAAAGAUAAUUUUGUAGUA